AUGUCUCAGCGCGCGGGACCUUACGCUGGUAUGAACAAUGCUCACGCGUACCAGCAGCCUCAGCAACGUGAGCGGGAUGCAGGAUUUACGUCUAAACAGAUGCUGGAUGCCUAUAUCUACGAUUUCCUGCUGAAAUCAUCUCUAAAGAAUAGCGCUUCCACGUUUUGCCGAGAAGCCGGUAUUCUUGAUGCGACUGGGGAACCAAAGACGCCUUCGGUGCUCGAUCAGGUGAAAGAUGCGCCUCAGGGUUUUCUGUAUGAAUGGUGGCAGAUUUUUUGGGACCUUUUUAACGCCAGAACGCAUAAAGAAGGGUCUGUGAUAGCGAGAGAGUUUUCGAGAAUCUUAGCAAAUAAGCAAAAAGAAGAGCAUGCGUACAGAUCUCAAGCAGUUCAAGCUGCCAUGUUGCAGCAGAUGGCUGAACAACAAGGAGAAUGUCCAAGAGGGGCUUUUGAGUUCUUUCAGGCGUCUGGUGUCAUCCCCAACCCAGAUUAUGUAAAUCACGCCUUUCAUCCCAGUGCCAGCUCGUACACUAGAAACGAGCCGUCAAACAUGGCCAAUCAAGCCCAUGUUUCAUCGCAUAUACCACACUUUGUGCCAUCCAACGUAGGCACCAACAUUCCUGGCUGGCCAGUUUAUCCGAAUCAAAUACCAUCUCAUUUCGUGAAUAGCACGACAGGUAACCAUAUACCAAGCCAUGCCGCCCCUACUACGCACGUCAAUCAGUACCAGACAAGCGGCCCGGCGCCUUCACCAGGCUCUCAAUCUGUGGGUUCUAAAACCAAACAGAGCCGUCCCUCAUCUACGAAGAAAAAGAAGCAUGCCUUAAACCUAGCAGGAACUCCUGGUUCGCCUGAGAACUCUACUGCAAGUUAUAAGGGUUCGAUGACUGGCCUCUCUGGUAAAAUUUCUGGCAUCGAAGGUCUUCAUAACUACCAAAGACAGCUGAUAAUGUCUGAGAUAGAGUACAAUAAUCAAAACAAGAAGAACAGUCCCUCAUCCAGUACAGGUGUUGGCGGAGGAUCUAAAAAGCACAUGUUGCCGCCGUCGGCAGCGUUUUCACCACAUACUGUCUCUCCUGCAUCAGCGGGCAUUCCUAACAUGAACAUGAUCAGCUCUUCAAAACGCAAAAUUACUCGUCGAACGUCAGCGAGCCAAAUCUCAGGGCCAGCAAAUAAGUCGACGCGCAGUUCGCUGUCAGACAGUCCCUGUACGCCGGUAACGCUUGGUCCAGUGAGCGGAGGUGAUCUCAGUGACAAGCAGAUUGCGCCUAAUCCUCCCACGGAGCUGAGCAAACAGUCUUCUGCCGGUUCUCACGAGUCUUCAGGCAAGAAAAGCGUCAAGAAGGUACGAAAGACCAAGAAACCGCAAUCGAUCACUUUCAAUAAGAACAAUUUCAACUUUCUCAGUUCCAACUCGGUUCCCACUCCUCCAAACGAAUCGCAACAGAGGCCGCAACACAGAACAUCGAGCAAAUCUAACAAAAAACCAUCUUCGGUCCGACCUAACACCAAGACGUUCAAAUCAGCUGCUGAGGCCAGUCCGCAGUUGCUAGUUGACGAUGGCUCCAUGGCGACGCCCACCUUCAUCAAAUCGGUCUGGAACAGUAAUGGCAAAGCCCAGAACACACCACAUGCGAAUCUCACCUUUGUGGAAGACAACCCCGCGCAUACCGGCGGUGCUGGUUUCGCCAAUGUCGACUCCGUCGCAGGCAGUAGCAGUGGGGCCUCAUACCAGUACAGCGAAACCGAGGCAGACGACAUCUUAUCCAUGAACGCUAUUCUUCCAAUGCACGAAUCUGCUGCAGCAAAGGAUGAAGUACCGUCUACCGAUGUUGUGGCUGCGGAGCAAACUGCUUAUGAGAAUAGCAAUCCGGAAUUCAAUCUAGAUCUGCUGGAACCGAGUGAGCAUUCCUUCAACUUUUUAAGUUGGCGACAAUAA
Molecule: messenger RNA, 1938 nt
Organism: Torulaspora globosa
Lineage: Eukaryota; Fungi; Ascomycota; Saccharomycetes; Saccharomycetales; Saccharomycetaceae
Product: LisH domain-containing protein
Exons: 1
Coding region: 1-1938 (645 amino acids)
Cellular component (GO): nucleus
Molecular function (GO): protein binding
Source: RefSeq, a predicted model, not a curated record